AUGAAGUUCCCCUCUCCCAUCCAUGAUGCCUGUGGCCCCUACUCAGGGAAAGCCUGUGUCUUCUAUCCCUUCCGGGAGAUCUGUUGCGAGCUCCCCAGCUGUCAGUCCAGCUGCUCCAUCUCUAUCCCCUGCCAGACCCUGUGUUUUCGCCCCAUUGUCUUCUGCCAGUCCCAGGGCUACGGAUCCAGAUCCUGUCGAUCCCUGGGCUAUAGAUCCAGCUCCUGCCGACUCGUGGGAUCCUGUCAGUCCCUGGGCUAUGGAUCCAGCUGUUGCCAGUUCCCGGCCUACAGGUCCAGUGGCUGCCAAACCCUGGGCUACAGAUCCAGCUGCUGCCGGUCUUUGGGCUAUGGAUCCAGAUCCUAUCAGUCCCUGGGCUUUAGAUCUGUCUACUGCUGGUCCCCGACCUACAGGUCCAAUGGCUGCCAGACCCCAGGCUUCGGAUUCUACUCCCGCAGAUCCGUGGCCUUCCGUUCCGGCUGCCGCCCGUCCCUGGGCUACGGAUCCAGCUUCUGUCACCCAACUCGCUUUGCCGUGCAAACUCACCAGUCCCUUUGUUUCCGGCCAAGUUGCAGAUCUGGCUUCUACCGAUCAACUUGCUGA
Molecule: messenger RNA, 600 nt
Organism: Tachyglossus aculeatus (Australian echidna)
Lineage: Eukaryota; Metazoa; Chordata; Mammalia; Monotremata; Tachyglossidae
Product: keratin-associated protein 13-2-like
Exons: 5
Coding region: 1-600 (199 amino acids)
Source: RefSeq, a predicted model, not a curated record